Molecule: messenger RNA, 1362 nt
Organism: Durotheca rogersii
Lineage: Eukaryota; Fungi; Ascomycota; Sordariomycetes; Xylariales; Xylariaceae
Exons: 4
Coding region: 270-1073 (267 amino acids)
Source: RefSeq, a predicted model, not a curated record
UCGGGCAUCUUGAUUUCGUGGUCGGUCGGCCGGCUACCUUAUGGCCAGAGCCAGCCCGACAUCGAAUAAGUGCGGAAUCGAAACUAAAGAAAUCUAAAUAACUAGCGGGUGCUUUUGACUUAUUGCCUAGAAACAUCUGGGCAAGUGGCCUGAAGACAUCGGCAGUAGAUGGUUCACGCCAACGUCCGAAAAGAGCCUUCGCCAGUCGUCUUUUGUCUCAGCGCCCUCAAUAUAAGACGAAGCAGUAGCCAAUAGGCCGGUUAUUGGGCAUGUUUACACUGCACUCAGUGGCAGGAUAUACCUAUCAUAUCCCACGCAAUACCCUCCUUUCCCCGCUCACCCUGCAAGGCGAGGUGUACGAUUUCCACCCAGCCGGCCCAGUCAGUCCUAACGAAGACUGCGUGCCCUCUCCGUGGGCCAUCAACGGCUACUACCUGCCGGGAGUGUGCCCGGACGGGUACACCGCGGCGUGCUCACGAACACGAGACGAGACGCGGAUGACGAUAUGCUGCCCGACGUUCGAGGAAUUCGCUUGCGAGUCGACGCUUGCAGACAGCGUGUUCGGCUGUCACUCGGGCUAUGACACGUCCCUCAACGUAAUCGAGCUCACGGACCCCGAGUUUGUUGAGACGUACUACGACGCGCGCGCGACCCUCCGCGCGUUCAGCAUCGCGGUGGGGGGUAACGUCGCCACUACUGCCGCCACUGCCACGACAACAUCAAGCUCCUCCUCCUCCUCCUCGGCCAUGGACACGGAGGCUUCCUCAGCGCCUCGACUUUUGCCGGACGAACGGUCGCUGUCCAGGGGCGCGAUCGGUGGCAUCGUCGUAGGGGUCAUCGCUGCCGUGGCGCUAGGUGCGGCCGGCGCGUUCCUGCUCUCGCGCCGCCGCCCGUCGUUAUCACGGCCGCCCCCUUCGCCAACGCCCGACUUGCUGAUGCGGCGAAGCAGCUCCGGGCGGCAGUCAAAAGUCGUGCGCUACGAGCUCGAGGCGGAACCCUGGCCCGCUGCCGAAGUGCCACAUAGGCGGAGGAGCAGAGAGCAAGAGCAGCCGAUGUGUGAGCUUUCUGCGUGAUCAGGACGAGACUUGAGGAGCCCCUCGUCUUGCGCCGGCGGGGGGGCUCUCUCAGAGAACGGGAUUUUGUUUUGUUGGGGGCUACAGGGCUAGGGAAAGCAUCUACGGACGUCGACUCGAUCAACGAAUAAGGAACACGGGGGAUUCUCUUCGGACGACUGGCGUUUUACCGCCUAGAGCGAGGCAUUACGAUUAGAGACGGUCGAGUAGCUAAUGCGAGCACGCCAGAUACUUGGGAACGGUGAAAGAGGGGAGUUUGGCUGGGGAGAUUUCAGUCACUGCUAAAUAG